This is a messenger RNA of Bacidia gigantensis, 378 nucleotides long. RefSeq lists its product as uncharacterized. The transcript has a single exon. The record is from RefSeq and is a predicted model, not a curated record. Bases 1 to 378 code for a protein of 125 amino acids. NCBI's taxonomy places the organism in Eukaryota, Fungi, Ascomycota, Lecanoromycetes, Lecanorales, Ramalinaceae. Gene Ontology annotation, cellular component: spindle microtubule; mitotic spindle; DASH complex.
AUGUCAUCACGGAACGCUCCCUCCUCUCCCAAGGCCCUUUCCGCGGGCUCAUCUUCCUUCUACACCCAACGCGCUGCCCUCAUAAAUGACAUUUCCCUUGCCAUGGAACAUGUCCUGCAAAACAUCAACAAAUUGAAUCGGAGUCUCGAGGGCGUGAUCACGGUGGGCAACGAGUUUGGUGCCGUGGAGGCCUUGUGGUCGCAAUUUGAGGGAGUGAUGGCGAAAGAUGAGACUGCGGAAGCGGAGAAGGAGGAGGGAAGUGAAGGGGAAGAGGAGGAAAGGGGGGAGGAUAGUGGCGAGGAAGGAGGAGGGGCGGAUGGUGGUGAGGUGAGGCAGGCGAAGACGGGGAGGAAUAGAUCGGGCUCUCGUGGAAGAUGA